AUGAGUGCUGAUGAGGGCGUGCUUGGUGCAGUAGGAACGAGUGAGUUGACGGACGUGAUCGACGAGCAAGAACGAGUGCUGACGAGGACUGAAUGGAGUGCAGCGGAGGAUGAGCUAGCUGUCCAGCUUGUCGGGAGAGUGCCGCCAUCAUUUGAUGCCCCCGGACCGCACUAUUUCAAUCUGCUCAAGCGAUGGCUCAAUACUGCGAUGUAG
Verruconis gallopava is the source of this 213-nucleotide messenger RNA. RefSeq lists its product as uncharacterized. The transcript is spliced from 3 exons. Lineage: Eukaryota; Fungi; Ascomycota; Dothideomycetes; Venturiales; Sympoventuriaceae. The record is from RefSeq and is a predicted model, not a curated record. Bases 1 to 213 code for a protein of 70 amino acids.